AUGGAUCGUCUAUUAGAGGACUUAUCUACAGAUAUAUUGAGGUAUCCGACAUCAAAAGGAAAUCCUUUUUCUUGGCCAGCUCCCGCUGGGAUUUCAGGUGGAAUACUGGCAAUCCGUGCUAGAAUCACAUUUGAUUUUCGGCGUAUUUUUAUGGCCGAUGGUAGGAAAACGCUAUGCGAAAACAAUUCUAAAAAACGGAACAGAUAUAAAGAUAAUUUAUUCAUAAGGAAUUCUAUAAAAGAUGCGUAUGCUCGUGAAAACAAAAAAUGUAUAGACAUUACUUCAAAGAAGAGUCUUAUCAAGAUUGGAAACAACGAGCCUGUGAAGCCUGCUGUAGCAUCAGUGCUGCUAAACUUGGAUUUGUCUUCAUGGACAGGAUUACCAAUUAAAGAAUUACUUAGCAAGCAAGAGAAAACUAAAAUCCGGGUACAAUCGUCUUCACACUUGAAGAAGCGUCCUAUCCAUGUCAUUGAAGAAGAACCUCCUAAGAAGAAGGCUCUAGCAUAG
This is a messenger RNA of Cylicocyclus nassatus, 507 nucleotides long. The record is from the annotation of a GenBank genome assembly. Lineage: Eukaryota; Metazoa; Nematoda; Chromadorea; Rhabditida; Strongylidae.